Phytophthora megakarya is the source of this 780-nucleotide messenger RNA. The record is from the annotation of a GenBank genome assembly. Lineage: Eukaryota; Oomycota; Peronosporomycetes; Peronosporales; Peronosporaceae.
AUGCCAGAUCAGGACACCGAUCGGACGGACACCAAGGAUGUCAAGACGGAAAAUUGGACUGACAUCAAGGAUUUCGAGCCAAAAAAGGAAAAUCUGAACUAUCAAACCCAGAUCAAACUCGAUCCUGGCGAAGCCUUCGAUGCUAAAUCCCCGAUCCACCCGACCGAGGGCAUCGACCUACGAGAUCCGCUGGCGGAAAGAGCAGCAGCGACCACCCCACAGGAUGCCGAGGACGACGAAGAGAUAUAUUACCAUGAGAGUGGUGAUCUCUCAGCUGAAGAUCUAGAGGGAAACCUCGCUGUCCUCCCUGAGAUCCCGAUCUCGACGACUGCGAAGGUCAGCAUCGAGGAUCUGCAGGUGGGAGACUCCGGAUCAGCAACAGCCGAGGAGAUUGAGAGACUCCGGCAGAUCAUUUGGAAGAAACGACAUCUCCUGAUCGGAAAAGGGAACGCCUUACCCCCGGCGGCCAAGGGCGUCGUGUGCGACAUCGAUGUCGGAAAUGCGAAACCGAUCGCACUGCGAACCCGGAAACUGCCCACGCGAUUUCGAGAAAAAGUCGCAGGCCUGAUCAAGGGCCUCCUAGCAGCCGAGAUCAUCCGACACUCGACAUCGCCAUGGGCCUCACCGAUCGUGAUUGUUCCCAAGAGUAACGGUGUGGAUAUCAGGUUGUGCAUCGACUACAAGUUGGUAAACAGCCUCACGAGGCUGAUGGUAUACCCUAUGCCCCUGAUCAGCGAUCUGCUGGAGGACCUGGAUAAGGCAUUAUGGUAUUUGUGGUGA